UAAACUGCGCGACUCUCAUUGUUCGAUCGUCACGUCAUGGAAAGAGUUACUGCGUUUCUGCUCAAAGUAAAGAAAUACUUUAUGAAAAACUCUUAGCCUGGUGAAUCACACCUCGAAGGAAAUACUUUGAGUGCACAGCGAUUUGAACUGGAUCUGGGGAUUAUACAGAUGCUUUAGAUGAAGUUUUUGUUCUUUUGUUGGCGGAAUGCAAAGGAUACGUUUAUUUCUCAUAUCUGUCCGGGACGGAAUGUUGGUAUAAUGUUUUCAUCUGGAGUUUAGUUCAGCCGGAGUUGCAAAACAGCUGUUUGUUUUUAAAUAUUUUCACAGCAUGCAAGAUGGCUAAAACUUUUGUUAUGAUGAGGCACUGAACUGAAUGUGUUUGCCGGUGUCUCAGUUCUGCUGGACGGGAUUUGUGGAUUUAUGGGUUUAUUUUUUUGCGGCUGAAGAUUCUGGUUUUGUGGGAAUAAUGAAACGACAUAAAUUAAGGGAAGUUGGAGAAUAACAACCUGACAGGGAGUUCCAACAUGUAACUCUUUAUCAAAUGUAGAAUAUCGGAUAUUAUUUCCGAGGAAAAUUAAGAUUUCUGUUGUCUUCUUUGUGGUCAGUAACUUUAAAAAGGCUUGAAGAUCUUUAUCUUGAAGAAUGGUAUUUACCAACACCCUCAAAACUACUAGUUUUAUUAAAGUGCUAUGAAUACAUUAAUAAAUACUGCUGUACUACAUACCCAGUUAAAUUUUAAUUUAUCUAAGCCCCUUUUUUCUUAGAUUUGCAGUCUGAUAUGACGUAAGGGAAAUUUUUUUGUGGCCCAUUUUCUUUGCAUCUGUCUUGCAAAAGUUACAAAAAUGUCCCUGAGAGCCAAAGCCCUCUACACUUUCCAAAGUGAGAACAAGGAGGAGAUAAGCAUCCAGGAGAGCGAAGAGCUUGUUAUUUUCGACGAGAACUCUGUGGACGGCUGGCUACAAGGGGAGAACAGCCGAGGAGAGCGAGGCUUGUUUCCUGCCUCGUACGUCCAGAUCAUUCGGCGCCGAUCCGGGUCCAACCUGACGGAUCAAUCCCUCAGUUCACCUGGAAGCUCUCCUGGUAAGGAUUUGUCGUACAUCCACACAACUACCCCGACCCCGCCGAGUGACGACGAUGACGACUGGGACGACUGGGAUGAAACCUCAACGGUGGUUGAGGAUGAAGACCCUCGGAGAGGGGUUGGUGCCAAUGGACAUUCCCAAAGUCCAUAUUCCAACCCCAACGUCCACUACCGGACCAAGCCACACAUGGAGCGUCAGGACAGCAUGUCGAGCAACAGGAAGGGCAGCAUGGUGGGCAGAAACUUGAACCGAUUCUCCAGCUUCGUGCGCUCAGGUGUGGAGGCCUUCGUACUUGGCGACGUUCCCAUGAUGGCUAAGAUCGCAGAGUCGUACUCCAUCGAAAUGGGCCCCCGGGGGCCGCAGUGGAAGGAGAGCCCUCAACCCUUCUCCUGUUCCAUUGAAGACCCUACCAAACAGACGAAGUUCAAAGGCAUUAAGACGUACAUCUCGUACCGCGUGACCCCCAGUCACAUUGCCAGGCCGGUUUACCGCCGCUACAAGCACUUUGACUGGCUGUACAAUAGACUACUGCACAAAUUCACGGUGAUUUCCGUGCCGCACCUCCCUGAAAAACAGGCCACGGGACGGUUCGAGGAAGACUUCAUCGAUAAGAGGAAGAGGAGGCUCAUUUUAUGGAUGGACCACAUGACGAGCCACCCGGUGCUGUCUCAAUAUGAGGGUUUCGAACACUUCCUCAUGUGCGGAGACGACAAACAGUGGAAACUCGGGAAGAGGAGGGCAGAGAAGGACGAGAUGGUCGGGGCUCAUUUCAUGCUCACCUUCCAGAUUCCCAACGAGCACCAGGACCUUCAGGACGUGGAGGAGCGCGUUGACACCUUCAAGGCGUUCGCCAAAAAGAUGGACGACAGCGUGAUGCAGUUGACGCACGUCGCGUCGGAACUAGUCCGCAAACACCUCGGAGGAUUUCGGAAGGAGUUCCAGAGGCUGGGGAACGGCUUCCAGUCCAUCAGCCAGUCCUUCUUGCUGGACCCUCCUUACAGCUCGGACGCCCUGAGCAACGCCAUCUCGCACACAGGCCGCACCUACGAGAACAUCGGGGAGAUGUUCGCCGAACAGCCCAAAUACGACCUGUUUCAGAUGCUGGAUAAACUGUCGCUGUAUCAGGGCCUGCUGUCCAACUUUCCAGACAUCAUCCACCUGCAGAAAGGUGCUUUUGCAAAAGUAAAAGAGUCUCAGCGUAUGAGCGACGAGGGGAAGAUGGACCAAGAAGAAGCAGACGGCAUUCGCAAACGCUGCAGGACUGUGGGAUUCGCCCUGCAGGCCGAGAUGAACCACUUCCACCAGCGCAGGGAGGUGGAUUUCAAAGAGAUGAUGCAGGCGUAUCUCCGCCAACAGAUCGCCUUCUACCAGCGCGUAGGUCAGCAGUUAGAGAGAACCCUUCGCAUGUACGAGAGCCUCUAGAGCCUGACCUUUGGCCUCUGGACUGCAAUGGAGACACAACACUCCUGCGGACGGAUAUGCAAACGCUUUUUUACUCCCAAAGUUGGAAUUUUUGAGUUCCAGACAGGAUUAUUUGCAAGAGAAACAGGACAUUCUCGCUUCUGCACUUAAAAAUGUCACUUUUAACCCCAGAAACCAACAAUGCAGUUGCCUUUGAUAAACCAUGUAUAUCUUCAUCUUCCCGUUUUGAAUUUUAUUUAAAUGCCUGUUAGAUCAGUCUUUCAGAUUGCCUGUUACUUUUUCAUAUUUUUUAUUCAUUACUCACAGAGUCAGGUGUGCGAAUGAUGUUAUCUGCGUGUUAGCAGGUGCAGACGCUAAUCUGAUGCCAAAAACUGGUCAUGUGACAGGAGUUGUUUACGCAUUAGUUUGCUAAAACGCAAUUAUCUCUUAAAAACAUCAAAUCGUGACACCGUGUCUUAUCCAGGCGCAUUGCAAGAAAAAAAGUGUCAAAAAAAAUGCUGAACGUAAAAUUUUUGUGAGUUGCCCGUAUAGUUGCCCCCUCUGAAAUCUCAUUGGUCCAAAAUCCUGUUCCAAUUCACUGUAUAUAGAGUGCAACAUUUGGGUUUCGGAAGUAAAAACUCCAUUCAUUUUCUCUAUAGGG
Rhinichthys klamathensis goyatoka is the source of this 3144-nucleotide messenger RNA. RefSeq names its product sorting nexin 33 (gene snx33). Gene Ontology annotation, cellular component: plasma membrane; cytoplasmic vesicle. The coding region runs from base 843 to 2504 and encodes 553 amino acids. The transcript is spliced from 2 exons. Gene Ontology annotation, molecular function: phosphatidylinositol binding; protein binding. Lineage: Eukaryota; Metazoa; Chordata; Actinopteri; Cypriniformes; Leuciscidae. The record is from RefSeq and is a predicted model, not a curated record. Gene Ontology annotation, biological process: mitotic cell cycle; plasma membrane tubulation; endocytosis.